Nematostella vectensis (starlet sea anemone) is the source of this 769-nucleotide messenger RNA. RefSeq names its product zinc finger protein 564-like. Gene Ontology annotation, biological process: regulation of transcription by RNA polymerase II. Gene Ontology annotation, molecular function: DNA-binding transcription factor activity, RNA polymerase II-specific; RNA polymerase II transcription regulatory region sequence-specific DNA binding. The transcript is spliced from 3 exons. Lineage: Eukaryota; Metazoa; Cnidaria; Anthozoa; Actiniaria; Edwardsiidae. Gene Ontology annotation, cellular component: nucleus. The record is from RefSeq and is a predicted model, not a curated record. The coding region runs from base 8 to 505 and encodes 165 amino acids.
UUACAAGAUGGCGGAUCAGUCCACGUGCGCGAGUGCUGGACCAAAACCAUCCCAUUCUUCUGCAGACAAAAGAUCUAUCAAGAAGCCAACAGGGUGGAACUCUUUUUUUCAAUCAGUUGCGCCAGAUGUCACGGAACAACUCGGAGAUUCGGAGAUUGGGCAGGUUUCCAAAGUCGUUGGGGCUAUGUGGAAGCAAUUGUCUGCUGAUGUACGAAAGGACUGGAAAGAUAAAGCACAAUGCCAAAGAGAAGAACUUGAUAUGGGCAUUGCAGAAGAGGAAAAGUGUCCAUCCUGCAACACCACAUUCAAGAGGAAGAAGGACAUGAAGUACCAUAAAAAAGGCUGCCAUGAGUGUAUUUGUGAAAUAUGUCAUAAGCAAUUUAAUCAUGAGCAAAAACUGAAGAGACAUAAAAACAAAGAGCACAAUGCAACAUAUAAAUGUGGUACAUGUCAAAAGAGUUUCGCAGAGAAAAGAAAUCUCAAGAGACAUGAAAGUACCCAUUGAAAUAAAUGAGUUAUUCCAGAAAGGAACAUUUUAUAUCAUUUUAACAUUGCUGACCCUAAUAAAUGUGGUACUGUAUCACUAUGUAUUAAACAAACAGAAAAACAAAACAAAAUAAUAAUAUACCAUUUAUUAAAAACUCAUUACAGUGAUAAAAGGCCUACCAAAUUACUGAGCUGUUUACAGGACUAAUAAUAAGAUAAUGAUUAUAUACUGUAAGCUAAGAAUAUAUUAAUGUAAUAAAAUUGUGUGUGCUUUUUCUUGCAA